This is a messenger RNA of Medioppia subpectinata, 441 nucleotides long. The record is from the annotation of a GenBank genome assembly. Lineage: Eukaryota; Metazoa; Arthropoda; Arachnida; Sarcoptiformes; Oppiidae.
AUGGAACAGUUGACGCAAUUCGUCUCCAAGUCGUUCCAAACCUCUCCUCAAACUCCUCCGACGCGACAAUCGCUGCAUUCGGUCGUCGAUCGCCUCAACUGCUCGGCCGCCGCGCUCUCCCAGUGGCCACUGUUCGCGCCGUCGGCCGACUCGCCUUCCAAAGUGACUUCUUUCAGGUGCGGAUCCGCGUCGGACGCCGAAGACACGGAGGACACGGAGGACAACAGCUCGGGCGAUGCGAAGCUCGAGCCCUCGAAAGGCGUCGAGAAGGACUCGAGCUCCGGCUCGACGAAAGCUGCGAAACAGCGGAGAAGUCGAACGAACUUCACUUUGGAUCAGCUCAACGAGUUGGAGCGCCUCUUCGACGAGACCCACUAUCCCGACGCCUUUAUGCGCGAAGAGUUGUCGCAGCGCUUGGCUCUGAGCGAAGCUCGAGUGCAG